Molecule: messenger RNA, 3719 nt
Organism: Anarrhichthys ocellatus (wolf-eel)
Lineage: Eukaryota; Metazoa; Chordata; Actinopteri; Perciformes; Anarhichadidae
Gene: 42sp43
Product: P43 5S RNA-binding protein
Exons: 9
Coding region: 2121-3428 (435 amino acids)
Cellular component (GO): nucleus
Source: RefSeq, a predicted model, not a curated record
AAGCCAUAAAGGAAGGGAACGACAAUUCAUUAAUUUUCUAAAUGUAGGCGACGGGUAUGAAUGGCACGAUAUUUCGGAAUGCAUUAAGAAGAGAUGCAGGAUAAAUGUGCGUCCCGAACGAGGAGAGACAUCACAGCAGUAACGUAAAAACGUACUAUACAUCAGAGGCCCUAACGUCAUAGUCUCGUGUUCCAUGUUGACUGUUAUUGUGCCGUUACACUUGUAGACAAGUCCCUGUCAUUCUCUGCUGUGAAAUACGAACAAGUUAUAUACCUACAUUUACUGGGAUGAUAUAAAAGCUGGGGAUGCUGUAGACUAGGUGUCACAAUUUAACCUUAAUAGUUCAUAUUUUGUUCACAAAUACAUGCCACCUCCAGCUGCCCUUGCAAUCCCCUCAGCUGAGCAUCCCUGUCCACAGAUCCAGGUGCACCUGGAUCUCAUUAUGCUCAUCAGCCACUUAUUCUUAUCAGCCCAGAUUCCCCUGGUGUCAGAUAAGAGCUAUCCCGCAGUUUUCUGAAAAAUGCAAUUGAAGAAUAGUAGAUGGUGAUUUUGGUUUUUCAGUUACGGCAACGGUGUGACACAAUGCCUUUUAGCUUAUCUGUCUACUUAAAUUAAAUGAAAAAAAUUAGUAUAAUAUAAUGUUAAAAAAAUGAUAAAUACUCAAACAAUACUCAAAAACAUGCAUCAAUACAAACAUAUUACUGUGCUGGCAACACAUUUCGUAAUACAGCAGUGAUUUAGGUAAACAUGACAUACUGUCUGAUGCAUGAAUUUAACCAGCGUAUCAAUUGGCUUCUUAUUAGGAACCAUAAACACAGAUCAAUCAAUUAGAACUGGAGACCUGCCGUCUAUGUAUCAAUAUGUGUUGCUGUCUCAGUCCAUGUGACCUGCAGGGUUUGUUUCCUGAUGCAGUUCAAGUCUUCCAGCAGCCAUCCUGCAACACAUGGAGGCAUAUUGUGCACUGACAGCCCCCUCUGAAUAUUUCAUCAUACCCCCCUUUGAGAGAAACGGGGAUCAAGAGAUAGUAGGGAAAAGAUGGAGGGAAGAGCAGCAGGAGGAGUGCAGCAUCAAGGGCCAAAUAGGUGCUGGUCCUGUCCCUUCUCUGCUGAGAAAACGUAUAGUUCUCAAACUCAAAACAGACCUCAUUUCAGUUCAGACUGGCCUUUCUACUGUUAAUCUGAACUCAAGAAUCACCAUCAACAUCACCACUGUGCCUUUUAGUGGUUUCCAUAUCACACAAUGCUGAUGCACUCAAUUAAGUAUUCAGCAAUCGGGCCACUGAGUAAGAAAAACUGCAAAGAGAACUGCGAGGACUCAGAGUAUGCUGACUGUGCUUCACCUGUACGUCAUAUUAUAUAUAUUAGUGAUAGUUCCUGUAGGGUCUAAGGAAUCCAAACAAUGAAGAAUGUAUUACAAUGUCUACUUUAAUCAACAGCUACUGUCACAGUCUUCUCAGAAAAAAACUUUGAUAUAACAGAGAUUUGACAUCAGUCUUUGACUUCACAUGUCAUGAGGGAAGCUUCAACUAUUUCUCCACUAAAUCCUAAAUUUAAAGUUACGUAGAGCCACUAUGUUACAGCCUAUAUUUGCUGCAGAGUUAUGAAACAAUUGUGAGUUUACAGUCAAAAAUGCCAGAGCCUUGUGAGAUAAAGGCACACUGCCCUCUACUGCGUGAAUAGCGGCAUCAUAAAACACACCAGGAAGAUGUGUUAUUUGCAACUGCAUAAAGUCAGCUGGACUAAUCUGAAGUCUGAUUACUUUUGGGAAUAGAUUUUUAAUUGUAUAUUCUUCAGGUCUAGUGUGAUUUUAUUAAGACUCAGAAUAUGGCUUCCAUGAAGUUAUUUCAAGUUUUCCCAGUGUGAUGUGUUAGAAAGGACCAGUAUUACAUUUGAGCUGGAAGUCCUGCCUAUGUCGACUUAUCAUAUGUAUUGCUAUUAUCAAUCUGUAUUUUAAUGCAUAAAGUGCUCAUUUCUCUCUCCUGUAACUACUUUACAGUGUACCUUGCACUAAAAAGUGCUACCAUUUAACACUGACAGGCAACAACUGUCUGGCUUUGAGUAGUUGGCACGUUUGUUCACUUAGCCGUGUCUUACACUAAUGAGUUCGGAGCAAUUAGGUUAAUGUGUUUCAGCUGUGGGCUACUUCUUGGGGGUUGCACAAGUGUUGAAUCAAUGAACGCUGCUGGUGACGUUGCCAAUGAAGCAAUUAAGUUCUUUCACGAGGCUAUAAGACCGGCUGACAAAAGCGGCGGGCUUUCCGUGACAUAUCGUCUUUGGAGACGUAUUCAGAUAAAGAGAAAAAUGAACGGUGUGCCCAGCGGGAAACCUGACGGCGGUCCGCAGCUGCAGCUGUUGAACUGCGCCCACGCGGACUGUGGAGCGACUUUCACCAGACAGUGGAAACUGAAAGAGCACGAGACUGUGCACACCGGAGCGCGCCCGUGUCUCUGUACAAUCGCUGGCUGCGAUCGUCGUUUCACGCGAAAAUCUCACCUGAUGCGCCACAUGCUCAAACACAGAGGGGUGAAGCAAUUCCAAUGCGAAUUUGAGAGCUGCACGGAGAAUUUUUUCCAUGCUGGCAAUCUGAAAAGACACGUGCGCUACAUCCACGGAGACAAAAACGAGUAUUUCAAGUGUAACCAGUCCAACUGCUCACUGACCUUCAAAAAACGCAGAGCGUUUAAACUGCACUUGCAGGAGCAUAAUGUGCCUGCUAAGUCAAAGUGUUCGAAGGACGGAUGCGCUGCCAUGUUCGACUCCCAUAUCGCCCGCAAAGCCCACGAGAAGAAGCAUGCAGGUUACCGCUGCCCUCAUGUUGACUGCCAGGUGUUUGAACACACCUGGGGUAAACUUAGGAAGCACAUGGCCAAACAUCCAGCCACAUUCACAUGCCAAGCAUGUAAGAAGGUGUUUAAGAAAAGGGAUGCUCUGCGGAAGCACAGACGGAUCCACGCUUCCCAUAAGCCCGUGCUGGUUUGUCCCAGGGAUGACUGCCAGGCCUACUUCUCCACAACCUUUAACCUGCAGCACCACAUCCGCAAGGUGCACCUCGAGCUCUUCAAAUACGGAUGCUCCUUCCCUGACUGCCCACGCAAGUUUGCUAUGCGGGAGAGUUUGACCAGACACCUGCUCCGCCAUGACCCAAGCGCCGCCACCCUGAAGAAACGUCAGCGGCCAAAGAAGUCCUGGCAGAAGCGUUUGGAUGGACACCAUCUGCCCCUUGUGGAGGAAAACUUGCGUACCCUCUUCGCCCUGCGCAUGCGGAUCUCCCGACGUGCCAAGGUGGAAACCAACCUCGCAGGCCUCUUCAAUGAACGCAAGAUCCCGCACUAUGUUGACCCAGAAGUCAACCUGCGCAAUCUGUUUGGUAUCAAACCGCCCCGCCCUUUGGAGGAGGAGAAGCCUGAGGUCCUACCACUAAAAGGUUGAAUACAAAUCUAUCCAGACUAGCAGCGCUUCUUCACUGUUAAGUUUGAACUUCCUGAAAUUGGUGAAGGCUUUAAUUUUGACUUUUUUUCUUGAAUUUUCUAGAAUUGGGUCUCUUUGGUUGAGUUUUUCUAAUGUAGCUGGCAUGCAUUAAACUAUUUGAAUUUCAAAGUCAUUAUUUGAAUGUCACUUGACACCUUGAUUAGGAUGUCAAGCUUUUGAGAAUUUCAAAGAUUCAACUGUAGUUCUUGAAUAAAUCAGGUCUGAAUUGAAAUGCUUAUUUUGUACAUGAAU